AUCAAAACAGAGGAAGUAAAACCGAAACUGCAGCAGUUAAUGGCAAACAAGCAGGAGGACGGUGAAUCUGUGUGGGGCUCUCGAACUUAUAUUUACAAAGGCAAUAUUUUAGACACAGGGACUUCUAGUGUAUACAUUGCAGAAUAUAAUAGCUGCAUUGAUGCAAACUACUGAAAUGUUGCAGCUGCAGAGCUGAGAGACUUCUACUGUCGCUUGUUGGCUUCAAACACCCGACUGUCUACAGAUUACAAAAGCAGCCAUUAAAAGUUCAGGGAAGAAAGUGUGUGAACUGCGUCACAAGCUUGAAGAGUGUGGGCUGAACACAAGAUUGUUCUGUUUAGAACAAGGCUGCUGGAAACGUAGUUUACAAGAAUAUUUUUUGGUCGGUGGACACAAACCCCCAUUCCUGCAGAAUGAAGAUUUUCGUUAUUGUGCUGAUCUUACUGGUUGUUAAACGUACCGGAGGGAGUGUUGUGAAUAAAAUCACAGCGGCCCGCGGCAAUGACAUCUGGCUGGACUGCACGUUUGACGCUGCCAGGAUGAGGCAAGACAAGGCUGUAUGGUGGAGUCACUGUAAGAAUUCAGUCUGCACAGAUAUCCAGCACUUCAGGGAUGGCGUGGAUCAGCUACAGGACAUGGCAGCCUCCAGGAGGGGACGGGUUUACCCCGACAAAUUCAGAGACGGAAAUGCUUCCCUUUUCAUUGAGAACGUGCAGAUGUCUGAUGAGGGGCUUUAUGAACUUACUGUCAUAUUAACAGGCGGUCCUUACAAUAAAAUCUUUCUUUUAACCGUUCUAGCCUCUUCCGAACCCCCUGAGUUGACAGAAGCCCUGGACACUCGCUCCUUCACCUGCUCUUCUAGAAAUGGUUUCCCCCCUGCGCUGGUGACCUGGACCGGUGGCAGUGGGAAGAAUUACACUCCGGAUUCAGUCACGCAGCACACACUGAAUCCGGAGGGGCUGUAUGAUGUUGUGAGUAAAUUAACAAGGAGUUUAACUGAAGAGGAAACAAUCUGCUGUACAGUGUGGAACCAGCCUCUCCAAGAACACAAAACCAACUGCACACAAGUCACUCCAGAGUCCAGUGAUAAACUCAUUCCCAUUACUAUCACCCUGACUUCAGUCCUCCUCCUCCUCCUCCUCCUCCUCUUAGGAUUCGUCUACAUCUGGAAAGGUCAGAAUCUGACCAGAAAGCGGAAGAGGAUUUCUCAUUUCACAUACCACACAGUCACUGUUCUCAUUGGGAGACCACAGCAUGGAGUGCCAUCUGUGAUUAACUCCUGUGUGUUUGCCUACAAGGCUGAAGAACCUUUUGAGAACUGGGCCGGUGCUGACAAGAAACCCCCACAUUAUGCUCUUCCGGAGGAGGUGCCCCUAACAGAGCACAUCACCAUCACCAGAGCACUGCUCGAAAAGGAGGACCGGUUCUGGACCGAUGAAAGGGAGGCCUACCUGGACAAGUGGAGAAGGGAAGAACGGAGUCAUAGACACCCUUUUGUGUUUGUGCACAGUUGCACCGAGGAGCUGACUGCCACAACCAAAGAUGAAAUUCAAACACUGUUUGAGGAUAUUAGAAGUGUUACAGGCUCAUACCCCAUCACUGUGCUGACAAAAAAGAACUUGGGAAAUCCAGAUGAGCUGGUGCCUUUCUUCCGCAGUCUGGGGAGUAAUCAGGUCUUCACAUUUCACAACUACACCAUGCAGGAACACGAGAGAAGUGCGAAGAGGGACGAGGAGUUUUUGGAUUUCAUGAGUGCCUGUAUUGAUCAGGCUCAUUUGCCUGAAUCUGAGAAAACACCCUUUUUACAAGAUUGAAUGAUGUGCCCUUCACAGCCACUGUGGAGUCAUUCUACCAAGGACUACCUCACACCAUAGGAGCUGCUCUUGUACUACCAUUGCACCUUAAGAAUGUAAGAAAGUUUACAACCGAGGAGGCCAGUCGGUCCAUCUUGCUCAUUCGGUUGUUAGUAGCUUAGUGAACCCAG
This is a messenger RNA of Polyodon spathula (Mississippi paddlefish), 1984 nucleotides long. RefSeq names its product CD276 antigen-like. Bases 414 to 1814 code for a protein of 466 amino acids. NCBI's taxonomy places the organism in Eukaryota, Metazoa, Chordata, Actinopteri, Acipenseriformes, Polyodontidae. The record is from RefSeq and is a predicted model, not a curated record. Gene Ontology annotation, cellular component: external side of plasma membrane. Gene Ontology annotation, biological process: negative regulation of T cell proliferation; cellular response to lipopolysaccharide; T cell costimulation. The transcript is spliced from 8 exons.